This is a messenger RNA of Neodiprion virginianus, 704 nucleotides long. RefSeq lists its product as uncharacterized. The transcript has 2 exons. The record is from RefSeq and is a predicted model, not a curated record. The coding region runs from base 319 to 600 and encodes 93 amino acids. Lineage: Eukaryota; Metazoa; Arthropoda; Insecta; Hymenoptera; Diprionidae.
UAGCCAGAGAAGUGGGCAGGCCGGCAGGCGGUAUCAGCUUUCACUUUUCCUCGAUCGUUCGGCGACUUUAACUGCCUUCGCAAGUGAACCUGCUUGAUACGUAACGAUUGAAUUUUUACGCUCAGCAGCUGAGCCCAAAGCUGGCCUUGCAACUUAUAACCUCACCAGUUUACCGUGAAUAUCCUGUUCGUCAAAAUAUCAUCGUGCAUUGUGUUUGACUGUUUUGUAAUUGUUUAGUGAAUGUGUUAGGUUACAUAUCAUAUAGUCUUUUACCGAGUUUCACGUAUACUCCAGUGUCUUCCUUUGGGCAGCUCAACCAUGAUCAAUCACGUAUCAUUUAAUAUGGUUAUGUUGCUCUUCACGGCGAUGGUCUCUGCCUAUGAUCCUCAGGACGAUUCGUUGAAAGACAUUUUGCUCCCAGAAGGUCAGUUUGAGGCUUUCUACCUCAGAGGAACCCAGAACGAUGAACAAGGAGCUGCGAGGCCGCCUCAUCUUCACGGUUCCUUCAAUCAGUACCGAAACCCGGCUCUUGUUGGUGUCCAAAACGGUGCAGCGUACGGCUUCAGGUUCGACGGAAAGCGGCGGUUCAAUUUUGACUAAUUUAAAUGAUAAAUAUUAGUUCUCUUAUAAACAUGUUACUCGCAAUGUAAGAAACGAAAGAUACACAUACGUUCAUACACACCCAGGCACCAAAAAAUUUUACC